Messenger RNA from Rhododendron vialii, 2539 nucleotides. Its product is annotated as zeaxanthin epoxidase, chloroplastic. Bases 256 to 2262 code for a protein of 668 amino acids. The record is from RefSeq and is a predicted model, not a curated record. Lineage: Eukaryota; Viridiplantae; Streptophyta; Magnoliopsida; Ericales; Ericaceae. Gene Ontology annotation, cellular component: membrane; chloroplast. Gene Ontology annotation, biological process: abscisic acid biosynthetic process. Gene Ontology annotation, molecular function: protein binding; zeaxanthin epoxidase activity; FAD binding. The transcript has 16 exons.
ACUGGAGCCACAGAAGAGUGCCACAUGGCAAAAGAAAUCUCCACAUUGGCGCACGCCUAUUCUGAAGCUACUUGCCCAUCCAUUGGUUUGAAAUCAUGAUUUCCCCAUCACCACCACCACAUCCUCCUCCUCUACUAACCCAUUAUUUCCACUCUCCAAUUUCUUUUUCCAUUUUUGUUCAGCACAGAAACCACUAUCCCACAUUAGAACACCUUCAAGUUCGACUGAUAACUCUGUUGCCAUUGGUAACAACAAAUGGCUUCAACUCUGUUCUGCAGUUCAAUAAACCCAUCAACCACAAAUUUCUCAAGAACCCGCUACGCAAUUCCAAUAUCUAAACACAACCCAGUUGAAUUCUUCCACUCUUUGAGCUGUAACAAAGAAAAUGGGCACAUGAAAACGAUGGCGACAAAGGCGAAAUUGACUGUUUCAGAAGCACCGCCUGAUUCCCCGUCGACGAAAAUUGAUGGGGCCGACAAGGAGGGGAGCUUGACGAGGAAGAAACUGAGGAUUCUGGUGGCGGGGGGUGGGAUUGGUGGGCUGGUUUUGGCGCUGGCGGCAAAGAGGAGAGGGUUUGAGGUUUUGGUGUUUGAAAGGGAUAUGAGUGCGAUUAGAGGGGAGGGACAAUAUAGGGGUCCGAUUCAGGUACAGAGCAAUGCGUUGGCUGCUUUGGAAGCCAUUGAUAUGGAUGUUGCAGAUGAGGUUAUGAAGGCCGGAUGCAUCACUGGUGAUCGGAUUAACGGAUUGGUUGAUGGGAUUUCCGGUAAUUGGUACGUCAAGUUUGAUACAUUCACUCCUGCAGCAGAACGGGGGCUCCCGGUGACAAGAGUCAUUAGCCGCAUGACUUUGCAACAAAUACUAGCUCAAGCAGUGGGGGAAGAUAUAAUUAUGAAUGAUAGCAAUGUUGUUAAUUUUGAGGAUCAUGGUGAUAAGGUUACUGUGACACUUGAGAAUGGACAACAGUAUGAUGGUGAUCUUCUAGUUGGUGCUGAUGGGAUAUGGUCGAAGGUUAGGAAAAAUUUGUUUGGACCCAAGGAAGCCACAUAUUCAGGCUACACUUGUUAUACGGGUAUUGCAGAUUUUGUUCCUGCUGAUAUUGGGUCUGUUGGGUACCGAGUAUUUUUGGGACACAAACAAUACUUCGUUUCUUCAGAUGUUGGUGGCGGAAAGAUGCAGUGGUAUGCUUUUCACAAUGAAGCACCUGGCGGUGUAGAUGCUCCCAAUGGUAAAAGGGAAAGGUUGUUGAAGAUUUUUGAGGGUUGGUGUGAUAAUGUGAUAGACCUAUUGCUUGCCACCGACGAAGAUGCAAUUCUUCGACGGGACAUUUAUGACCGCUCCCCAAUUUUUACUUGGGGAAGGGGCCGUGUAACCUUGCUUGGGGACUCUGUCCAUGCAAUGCAGCCCAAUUUGGGUCAAGGUGGAUGCAUGGCCAUUGAGGACAGCUAUCAGCUAGCAUUGGAGCUUGAUAAGGCUUGGGAGCGAAGCAUUGAGUCAGGAAGUCCUAUCGAUGUUGUUUCUUCAUUGAAGAGCUAUGAGAAUGCUAGAAAACUACGUGUUGCCAUCAUCCAUGGACUGGCGCGAAUGGCAGCAAUCAUGGCUUCAACUUAUAAGGCAUAUUUGGGUGUAGGCCUUGGCCCAUUGUCGUUUUUGACAAUGUUUAGGAUACCACAUCCUGGAAGGGUUGGAGGGAGAAUUUUUAUUGAGCCUGCAAUGCCUCUAAUGUUGAGUUGGGUUCUCGGUGGUAAUGGGUCAAAGCUUGAAGGGAGAUCAUUAAGCUGCAGACUCUCAGAUAGAGCAAAUGAUCAACUGAGGAGAUGGUUUGAGGAUGAUGAUGCUCUUGAGCGUGCUGUUAAUGGAGAGUGGUGUCUCCUCCCUUAUGGAAACAACAAUGGUGCUUUGAAACCUAUUUUCCUAAGUGGGGAUGAGAAACAACCUUGUAUAAUUGGAGGAGUAUGUAAUACAAAAAUUCCUGGAAUAUCAAUAGCCAUACCUUCACCUCAGGUUUCCGAAAUGCAUGCUCGAAUAAGCUGUAAGGAUGGUGCCUUUUUCGUGACCGAUUUGCGGAGUGAGCAUGGUACAUGGAUCUCAGAUAAUGAAGGGAAGAAGUACCGGGUGCCUCCCAACUUUCCUGCUCGUUUCCAUCCAUCAGACAUCAUCGAGUUUGGUUCUGAUAGAAAGGUGGCAUUUCGGGUAAAGGUGAUGAAGGAUCCACACAAGAUUGCAGAGAAGGAACUGAGUGGAGUUCUACAGCCGGUUUCGUAAGCCUCAACUGUACCAUUUUCAGUUGAGAUAUAGUGAAAUUAUACACAUUUAUUCGUGGCAGCAGAGCCUUGUAAAGAUACUGGAUUUUGUGUAAUCUAGAUCCCUAAAAAGAAGAAAAAGAAAAUACAUAUUGGAGGCCCACCCCAGCUUUUCUUCAAGUUAGAGAUGAAAAAGAACAUUUCAGUCCUCUUUCUUUGAAUGCUGGAAUAUGUAAAUGCAGAUAAACAGAAAGAUAGACAUUUACUGUUACAAGGUACCCUCCUAGUUCCCUCCUGUA